CCCUCCUUUAGCUCCGGCCCGGUGACCAGCGAGCUGGAUGGGCGGUGCGUCGGAAUCUGCUCGCAGGGUUUCCAGCGGGGCAUGGCGGUGACAGCGCUCCUCGCGUCGUCUCUCCUCUUCCCGGGGCCCUCCUGAGGGGAGUCUUCGGCCCUUCGUGCUGCCUUCCUGGAAGAAGCCGGGCUAAGGAAAUGGCUUCUCCAAAAUCCUUACUGAAUUUUCUGACCUUCUCUUUUGGAUCAGCAAUUGGUUUUUUCCUAUGUUACUUGCUAUUUAAUUUAAUAUUAGAAGAACAAAUCAAGGUUGAGCCUCAUAUUCUUCACAAUGAUCCUCAUGGUCAUCAUUCAGAUAAUGAUGAAAACAAUAACCUGAAAGGACAAAUGAAUUUCAAUGCAGAUGCUGGGCAACAUAAAGAUGAAAAUAAAAAUAUUGCUGAAGAAUUGUACCGGAAGGUAAGGAUACUUUGUUGGGUAAUGACAGGUCCCCAAAAUCUGGAAACAAAAGCCAAGCAUGUCAAAGCUACUUGGGCCCAGCAUUGCAACAAAAUACUGUUUAUGAGCUCUGAGGAAAACAAGAACUUUCCAACAGUGGGAUUAGAAACCAAAGAAGGCAGGGACCAGUUAUACUGGAAAACCAUUAAAGCUUUCCAGUAUGUACAUGAACAUUAUUUUGAUGAAGCAGAUUGGUUCAUGAAGGCAGAUGAUGACACCUAUGUUGCACUGGACAACUUGAGAUGGCUCCUUUCAAAAUACAACCCUGAAAAACCUAUUUAUUUUGGACGAAGAUUUAAGCCUUUUGUGAAACAGGGCUAUAUGAGUGGUGGGGCAGGAUACGUGCUUAGCAAAGAAGCUCUGAAAAGAUUUGUGGAUGCCUUCAAAAACAACAAAUGUACUCAUAGCUCUUCCAUUGAAGACUUGGCAUUAGGCAAGUGCUUGGAGAGCAUUAAUGUUGAAGCUGGAGAUUCUCGAGAUACAAGUGGCAAGGAAACCUUCCAUCCAUUUGUGCCAGAACAUCAUUUAAUCAAAGGAUACCUUCCCAAAAAUUUUUGGUACUGGAAUUAUAACUAUUACCCUGCUGUAGAGGGUCCUGGCUGCUGUUCUGACCUAGCAGUUUCUUUUCACUAUGUAGAUGCUACUACUAUGUAUCAUUUGGAAUAUUUGAUUUAUCAUCUCCGCCCUUACGGUUAUCAAUUUAGAUAUAAUCCUGAUGUCCCUAAGGAUUCAGAAAAACAAAAUUUAAGUGAGGCCGCAAAAGGUGGUGCAAAAGUCAAAGGCGAAGAAGAAAAUCCUCCAAAAGCUUCUAAAUAAGAAGCCUUAUGGAAUGAUGUACCAACAUACUCAGCUCAGAAUGGCAAGAUGGCUUAGCUAAGUAUAUUUUAAAAAGUGUUCCUUUGCAUCCUUUUCUAAUAUGCUGGUACAAGGAUGUUUUUUCACUUGCCAGGAGACUGCAUGCCAUAGUUCUGUCAAAGUUCCAUGGAUUUACUGACACAUGGACUCAAACUUACAUUGAAACAAAUACUUUUGUUUGUAUUCACGUGUGGAUGUUCAGCAUUUUCAUCCUUUAUUAUGAUUUGAAGGUUUUGUUGCAUAAUUUCUUGAAAAAACUUUAUUAGAUUUAUUAGAUCCGAAACUGUUUUGCGAGAGACUCAAAUUUGUAUAUGAAGAAAACACUUUAUUCCAUGAAGUCAGAUGUGAAAACCCCCUACUUGGUUGCAAGUGUCCAAAUUUAAAUCUGAUUUUUUAAAAAUGGUGAACAUUUGUUUUUUAUUUCACAGCUAGGAUGAUUUAUACAGAAUAUAAAGUCUUAGAAGUGCUGGCAGAAAGAGGAGUAUAAAUAUGGUUCAGCGUUGUGGGCAUUAUUAUUGGAAUAGCUGUUGUCUCAAAAACUAAGUAAAACAAAUUUUAUUUAUUCAGAUAAAUGUUUUCUUUGAGCUUGUUCUGGAAUGUGAAUUAUGGAGAUAACACUAUAAGAAGUAGCAAGAAAUUGAUAAGUCCAGGUUUAAUUCUAUAUAUUAAAAAUAUUUUUCCUUCUGUUUAAAACUGGAUUUGUUUAAAUUAAAAUAUGAAGUCAUGUUGCUUAUCUAGUGUUUUGAGCUGUUCUUGGUUUUCAUUUGGAGUUAGAUGGUUAUUUAGUUAAGCUUCACUACUGUUUUUGUUAAAACUUUUUGUCGAUUGAAUUUUCUCUGUGCUGAUACCUUUGUCAACACAAGCAGCAGCUCUGUACUAGAGAUACGUAAAUUUUUUGAGCUUGAAAUACACUAUAACAAAUUGCUCCUGUCUUAUCGGAUGUAAUGGGAUGCUCUUUUGACCAUUCAAGAAGUGUUUUGAACUUGAAAUAUUUUACAUAUCACUAUUUACCAUGAACUGUGGAACAAUUUCUUAUUGCAGUAUGUAUGUGUUAAAUCUUCCUGGUUUUGUUGUGAUACUCAGAAAUCUUUGCAGAAACAGUCCUGCUAAAAUGAUUAUACAAGUUUAUAUUUCAUACAUCUUGUUGAUAAGGUAUGUACUGCAUAGCAUUUGCUGGCUAUUUUUUUGCUGGGCAUACUAAACAUUAUUAUAUAUAUUUGAAUUAAAUUGGGAUGCUGCCAAUUUAUGAAAGUGUUGAUUUUACAAUUGCACAUACUCUUCUGCCUCUCCUAAGUGUGGAAUAUUGUUUUGCUCACCGUGUUGCUCUUAAUGUGCAGUAAGUCUUAAUGAUGCGUCACAGAGCAGGAUUUAUUUAAGGAAAACAUGGACUAAAUGUGCUUGAAUAUAUGUUACAAAUUUGUACUGUGGAAAAGUUCUGGAAAAUAGGAUUAAUAGAAGGAUGCAAACACUUUGCUCUAGGUUUGAAUUUAUGAUUAUUUUGCUGUUAGACUAGUCAUGAAGAAAAAGUGAAGAAAGAAUGAAGACUGCCAAAAUUUCAAGAAGUUCUCAGUGACAGAUUGCUUUGUUGAGAUAAAUAUGUAACUAUUUUUCUCAUUAGCAGAUGAAUUUUAGGGUCAAACGGUGUUAAAUAAGAAUGUGGUUGAUAGUGCCAGAUGUUCUAUAUCCUGCAAUUUCUUAUUAUUGAUCUGUUUUCUUGCUCAUUUUUGCUUUGGUGGUAUUCAUAUUAUCUACCUCAAAGUAUUUUUUCCAGCACUUGGUAUAAAUUACCAGUGAUUAUAUGGCUAGUCUGUGGAGAAAGUAAACUAAUCUAAGGCUUUUUAUAUACCCUUAAAGUACCCUAAUGAUUGUUAAUUAUUUGAAUAGCAAAUGACUGAGAAAUAACAGCUUCUGACAGAAAGGACAACAGAAAUCCAGUUGUAUAAGCUUUCAUCAGGAAAAACCCCCCAACAAUCCUGGUUCAUUUCCCCAUCUUCGUUAAUAAUAACAUUCCUGUCCACUGCAACUUUUACCCUACUAAAAGUUUUCUGCAGAUUCCCUCAAUUAUGAAGUUUCUAGUAUUCAUUUGUAAUGAAUGUGUUUCUUUAUCUGUUAGUGGCCGUUUUGUUUGCUGAUUUUUGGACCUAGAGAGUCUCAUGGUAUGGGCAGUGACUAGUUCCACCAACUCAUCUCCACUCCGACUCCUGCUAUUCUGGCUGCAGUCCCUAUUCUGAGAGCACUUUGCAAAAUAGCUGUGAAGGUGAAAGGGCUGCUGUGGGAAGCUCUACAAUAGUGAUUCAAGUCAUGGCUAUUUAACAUUGGGAAUUCGAACAAUACAUUUGAGACAUCCACACAUUUUUCUGAUCAACUGAUAUUUUCCAUGCUUUAAAAUUGUCCCUGCCAUUAGAGUUCAUCUCCCAGUCUUGUAUUCUAGGCAGAGGUGCAACAAGAAUCUACUUGCCAAAUUCCGAAAUUAUAACAUUUCAUAGCUAUCCUGAUGGUGUUCUAAGAAAUGAAGAUUGUGGUAUUUAUGUCCCAAAAUUUGUUCUGUAGAUUGGCAUCAAAUAACAAGAUUCUAAGAAAGCUUAAUACUAAUUUUUAUCCCUUUUUUAUUUAUAUAGUAUCUAAUGUGCUUGUCCAGCUUGGGUGACAAAAUAUUCCACAUCUACCAAUCUUUACCUAAUAAGUUUCUGUUUAGGGGUUUUUUAAAGUUAAGUUCCUAUUACUAACUAUUAUUAGAAUAUUCUACAGGCCCUGUAAAUUUAAAGCAAUAUUCAGAUUAUUCAAUUGCUGGUAUAUUUGCUGCAGUAUUGUUUCAAACUUACGUCUGUAUGAUUCAUUUAAAUAUGUUGACAAAUAUUAGUUAUGACAGAGAAGGGAAGUGGUCCAAUCUUUGAUCAUCAUAUAUAUUUUAAAAUAGUACCAUAGAAGUUGAUUGUAAAGGUUUUUGUCUUGCACCAAAAGGGAAAAUGUGGAUACUAUAUAAAGCAACUUUAAUGUAUUUUGUGUACAAUAUUCAAUAUAAAUCUUACUGAAAAUACAUUUGAAAAUAUAAACCUUAACUGCUGAGCAGUAUGUCCUUGUUAAAAUACAAGUAUGAAUUUUAAAUGACAGGAAAGAUAAAUUUUCAUGACAAAUAGUAAUUGGUUUGUUCGUAUGAUUAAUAAAUAUUUUAAAAUAUA
Messenger RNA from Candoia aspera, 4522 nucleotides. It is a transcript of the gene C1GALT1, whose product is annotated as core 1 synthase, glycoprotein-N-acetylgalactosamine 3-beta-galactosyltransferase 1. The record is from RefSeq and is a predicted model, not a curated record. The transcript is spliced from 4 exons. Gene Ontology annotation, cellular component: membrane. NCBI's taxonomy places the organism in Eukaryota, Metazoa, Chordata, Lepidosauria, Squamata, Candoiidae. Bases 189 to 1304 code for a protein of 371 amino acids. Gene Ontology annotation, molecular function: N-acetylgalactosaminide beta-1,3-galactosyltransferase activity.